AAACCAAGCACUGCAGGCUUUGGAUCUCUUCUUCCUAUUGAAUUUGUGCUGUUGGUUUUGGACCAGAAGCUGCCAGCACACCUUGUUCUCGGUCAGUCCUUGCAUUGUUCACUGAUGCUGAGAUUGCUUUAGGUGAGGGAGACCAGGAUCAGUUUGCACAUUAUGGAAGAAAAGUUUGAUGUUGAAGAGAGCAACAGUUAACAUAACUGUGCAGUUAGUCCCAGAAACAGGUCUGCAACUGUGGGAAACUGCUUUCUUGCAGCGUUAUCUCGCUGAAGAUGCCUGUUACGCAGAAGAGGUAGAGCACUUUGCCCUUUCUGUCUCUUGUGAACUUUGACCAGUUGGUCAGGAUUGUUUAUAAAGCCGGGUGCUAAUUGCACUGCGUCUCAUUCCAGUGAACAAAGGUAUGCUGGCUUGCUUCCUCACUGUAGUGAGCGUCUCCAGGAGGAGAGGCACGAAGUGAAAUGGUCGAGGAGGAGGCGAAGAGCUUACCGAUGGAGCUGAGUGAGAAGGGGGGUGUGGAGAACAACGGGUUUGUUCAAAAUGAGGCUUUUGACGACAGGGAGACUGACACCAGCAGCCAAGAUGAAAUACCAAAAACGUGUGCUGUUGAUGUGAGCCCAGCGGCUGUGGCAGAGCCAGCACUGCAGCCCUACGCGGGGAUGCCGAAGGAGGUCCUGCUGAAGUUCUCCAGCCAAGCCCGGUACAGGGUCACCAGGGAGAUUCUCUUCUGGCUCAUCAUCGCCGCUGCCGUCCUGCUCGUGUCUGCCACGAUUGCCAUCAUUGCUCUGUCCCCAAAGUGCCUCGAUUGGUGGCAGGAUGGUCCUAUCUACCAGGUCUACCCUCGUUCUUUUAAGGACAGCGACAUGGAUGGGAAUGGUGAUCUGAAAGGUAUCCAAGAAAAGCUGGACCAUAUCUCACAUUUAAAUAUAAAAACCGUCUGGAUCACAUCUUUCUACAAGUCCCCCUUAAAAGACUCUGGCUAUGGAGCUGAAGACUUCUAUGAUAUUGAUCCCAUGUUUGGAUCAAUGCAUGAUUUUGAGGAUCUUCUUGCAUCCAUACACGAUAGAGGGUUAAAGGUGAUAAUGGAUUUCGUGCCAAACCACACGAGCGACAAGCACCAGUGGUUUCAGCUUAGUCGCAAUCGCACUGGGAAAUACACAGAUUACUACAUCUGGCAGGACUGCAUGCAGGCAGGGGCAGCCAUCAGUGCUCCCAACAACUGGGUGAGUGUCUAUGGGAAUUCCAGCUGGCAGUAUGAUGAUGUGAGAAAGCAGUGUUAUUUUCAUCAGUUUGGGAAAGAACAGCCGGACUUAAACUUCCGCAACCUUGCAGUUCAACAGGAAAUGCACGAUGUUAUCAAAUUUUGGCUUGGCAAAGGAGUGGAUGGAUUUAAUUUUGUUGCAGUUAGAUUUCUUCUAGAAGCCACACAUCUACGAGAUGAGCCGCAAGUGAACAAGUCUCAGAAUCCUGAGAGCAUCACAGCCUAUUCCGAGCUCUACCAUGACUACACAACCACCCAAGUUGGUAUGCAUGAUAUCAUCCGUAGCUUCCGCCAAACCAUGGAUCAAUACAGCAGCGAACCUGGCCGAUACAGAUUUAUGGGUUCUGAUGGUGAUGAAGACAUAGAAGCAACAAUGAUGUAUUAUGGAACAACUUUUGUCCAAGAAGCAGACUUCCCAUUCAAUUUCCACCUAAUAAACUUGAAAAAUCUAUCUGGUAACAGUGUCUUUGAAGCUGUCAAUGUGUGGAUGAAAAACAUGCCUGAAGGAAAAUGGCCAAACUGGGCGGUCGGAAGCCCGAACGCUGCUCGGAUUUCAUCUCGGUUUGGGAAUAAGUACGUCAACGUUAUAAACAUGCUGCUCUUAACCCUCCCUGGUACUCCUAUAACUUACUAUGGUGAAGAAAUAGGCAUGGAGAACAUUGCAUCAGAAAAUGUAACCUUUCCAGAGAAAUCCCCUAUGCAAUGGAAUGGCAAACCUAAUGCUGGUUUCACUGAAGGCAACAGUAGCUGGGUACCUGUUAACUCUGACUACCAAAGUGUCAAUGCUGAAGUUCAGAUGACCCAGUCCAACUCAACCCUGAAUUUGUUCAGAGAACUAACUCUACUUCGCAGCAGUGAGCUACCCAUACAUCGAGGGUGGAUGUGCUCCAUCUGGAACGAUAGUGAUGUUUUUGUGUACGUGAGGGAAUUGGAUGGGUUAGACAGUGUCUUUAUGAUGGUUCUCAAUUUUGGACAGGAAUCGACAAUAGAUCUGAAAGCUAUAGUUCCAAGCCUCCCAUCUGCAGCUGUUAUAAGACUAAGUACUAAUUUUAGCAAUACUGGUAAAGCUGUCGAUACCAAAAUAAUUAAAACUGAAAUAGGAGAAGGUCUGGUCCUUGAAUAUAAAACAGAAAAGCCUGUUCAUACUAUGGAAGCUUUUCGAGAAAACUGUUUUGUGGCUGAAAAAGCUUGUUAUUCCAGUGCCUUCAAUUUACUCUACGUGAACUGCUAAAUGCAAGAGUAGCUUUCAUGUUAACUUAGAAAAUGCUUGGUUCAGAGAAAUGCUAAUUCUUCUUGGCUUUUCAGGCUUGCUUUCUGUACACAAUAAACAGCUUGAAAAACAAAAUUAA
Molecule: messenger RNA, 2613 nt
Organism: Numida meleagris (helmeted guineafowl)
Lineage: Eukaryota; Metazoa; Chordata; Aves; Galliformes; Numididae
Gene: SLC3A1
Product: solute carrier family 3 member 1
Exons: 10
Coding region: 465-2495 (676 amino acids)
Biological process (GO): carbohydrate metabolic process; amino acid transport
Source: RefSeq, a predicted model, not a curated record